GCGUAACUUUAUCUCUCGAUGUCACGGUUACCCAAGCCUGGAGAAUAUUCGGCAAGUAAGGAGCUUUUCACACUGUUUGUUCAACAAAAUGUUUCACUUGCUGGGGAACGAACGAACGACCGACCGACCGACCGAUAUCCUGUUGUGGCGUCUGACUCUGUCCCGAUAACCAUUGAUCCCAACUUGGUAGAUACCACGACUUGCAUGAUUGCACUUCUUCGAGAUAACAAUGCGUCAUUGAGCUGAUGAUCGUCUUCAAAGCAAAAGUCUUUCUAUCACCUAAAUGUACAUUUGGAUUCUCGUGUUAAUUUACAUUCAGAGAAGUUUCAACAGACGGACUCUAGACAGG
Molecule: messenger RNA, 349 nt
Organism: Cantharellus anzutake
Lineage: Eukaryota; Fungi; Basidiomycota; Agaricomycetes; Cantharellales; Hydnaceae
Exons: 1
Source: RefSeq, a predicted model, not a curated record